Messenger RNA from Colletotrichum karsti, 555 nucleotides. RefSeq lists its product as uncharacterized. NCBI's taxonomy places the organism in Eukaryota, Fungi, Ascomycota, Sordariomycetes, Glomerellales, Glomerellaceae. Bases 1 to 555 code for a protein of 184 amino acids. The transcript has 2 exons. The record is from RefSeq and is a predicted model, not a curated record.
AUGGCAACCUCGUCCGACAACAACGACGUCAAGGCCUCGGCCAAGGACAAUGCCUCUUCCGACAUCCAUGACAUCAAGGCUUCGGUCAAGGACAAUGCUGCCGGCGUCUAUGCCUACGGCCAGCGCCAGAUCAAUCGUGUCGUCAGCUUCGACACUAGGCAGAAAGCCUACGGCGACGUUUCCGACUUCGCCCAAAGGAAGCCUCUUCUUUUCUCCUUCAUCGUCGCCCAGCUGGUCUUCUCUUCCUUGCCCAUCAUCGCCUGCUUGACUUUCGCUUUCUCCACGAUCGUCUUCGCCCUGGGCGCCGCCGUCAUCUUCACCCUUUUCUGGGCUUGCGUCGCCCUACUCUUCCUCGUGCCUACCCUCUUCUUCACAUGCUCCGUUGGCAUCGUCGUCUGGAUCUGGGCAGCCGGAAGCUUCUUCGUCGUCAAAUGGCUGUACGAGAUGUCUCCGGUGAGCACUAAGGGGGAGAUUCGCGUCGACGUACCGAACGGUAACACGCACGCCAUUACCAAGAACGAGGGUGGGAUUGAUGUACACACGGUGCAGAAUUGA